This is a messenger RNA of Octopus sinensis (East Asian common octopus), 666 nucleotides long. RefSeq names its product protein FAM200A-like. The transcript is spliced from 2 exons. The record is from RefSeq and is a predicted model, not a curated record. NCBI's taxonomy places the organism in Eukaryota, Metazoa, Mollusca, Cephalopoda, Octopoda, Octopodidae. Bases 1 to 666 code for a protein of 221 amino acids.
AUGCAUUCUGAACAUGUCCAUAAGUCUGAAGAAUUUUUUAAAAGAAAAUUAGAAGAGUUUGAUAACCAAACGAAAUCGUUAAAAAAACUUGUUUCUGUCUCUUCAAAUGCUUUACUAGCAUCGUACAAAGUUUCUUACAGGAUUGCAAAAUGCAAGAAACCGCACAAUAUCGGAGAAACUCUAGUUUUGCCAGCAGCUAUCGAUAUGGUUGAAGCAAUGUUUGGCGAAUCCUAUGCAAAACAAUUACAGCAAAUACCGCUUGCUGAUAACACAGUCGCUAGAAGAAUUGAUGACAUAUCUGAAGAUCUUUGUGAUCAGUUGGUUUCUCGACUACGUAACUGUAAAUUUGCUAUACAAGUUGAUGAGGGAGCUGACAUAAAUAAAAAUGCACAUUUAAUUGCAUAUGUCAGAUAUGCUGAAGAAAAAAAUAACAUAGAAUGGAUCAAUUGUGUUGGACUUUGUACAGACGGAGCACAGUCAAUGUCAGGAAAUAAAUCUGGUCUUCAAGCUCUUGUAAAAAACAGAGCACCAGAAAUUAUCUGGACGCACUGCAUGCUGCACAGAUCAGCACUUGUCUCAAAGAAUAUGAGUCCAGAACUGAACGAUAUUUUUGCGCAAAUUACAAAAGUUAUAAACUACAUAAAAACACAGUCCUUUAAGAGCUAA